UUUUUGUAGUAGUAGUAGCGGUUCAAGUUUCAAGGCAGUGUUGAGGUUGCAAACCAGCCUGAGGAUUUGAGGAUACGGCUUUGUGUCGAGUUUCGCUUUUUAAAGACGCUUUGGAUUUCAAAUGAAAGUUUUGAACUCUGGCUUCUUUCCAACGUGACAAUGUCGGAGCUUCUUGAUGUUUUUCUUUUGGCUAACCCGGAGCUCAUCCCCGACAUGGAAGGUGAACACCUAGAUUGGCCGCUCACGUCUUCUCUGCUCGCUUGUUAGCUUAGCAUAAGGCAAUUAGCGCAGCCUGACGGAAAACACUCGUCAGCAGAUCAUUAGCGGCGGCGGACGCGUCUUCACGGGACGACGCUCUUUGGGCUCAUUAGCUUCUUCGAGGCUCAUUAGCUGGCGCCGACAGCCACGCGCUGCGUUGCAAACAACUUUCUCAUGAGGAACAUUUCCAUUCUGGCCCUUCCAUGACGAGACCCUGGAGUUUAAUUUGGGCCGGCCCAACCAGCGUCGACCCUUCCCGAGCGCCGCCUCGCCGUUGACCUGGCCCGCUCGUCCCCGCGGGACGUCGGCCUAUAAGGCCGACCGGGCGGCCCGGACUCCUUCCCGUGGCGGACGAAUCGCGCGGACCGGCAGCAGGUACGGGUCGCAGGCGGCCGCUCCCUUUCUUUCAAUGACGUGGCUUUUGCUAGCAGGUAGCGACACGAAAAGGCGCUUCCUCUUAGUGAGCUGCGUCAUUCAAAUCAUGACUGACAGAUUCGUUUCACGGUUUCAAGAAAGUGACGGAAUGCUUUUCUAGCGGCGGGCUAGCCGUUGCGGUUGACGCGCUCCGUUGAUUUUGCCGGCGUCAAGGUUAACGGCGGGGCCAAACCUCGUCACGUCGCUCACCGCGUUCUUGGGGGAGCGUUCAGGUUGCCGACUAAUCGCGACGUUGUCUGCGGCAGGAUGUCGGCUGGGAACCGGUCGCACGGCAGCUUUGUGUUCCGCGGGUUCCCCGCGCUCGACGGGCGGCGUUGGGUCCUGGCGCCGCCGCUGGCCGCCACCUCCGCGCUGGCGCUGCUGGCCAACGCGCUUCUGCUUUACGUCAUCGUCUCCGUCCAGCAUCUCCGCAGCCCCAUGUACCUGCUCAUCUGCGCCCUGUGCCUGGUGGACAUGCUCGCCGUGGGCGCCGUCGUCCCCGGCACGCUGGCCGGUCUGCUGGUCGACGGGAGGCGCGUGUCCCUGGCCGGCUGCCUGGCGCAGAUGUUCGGCACCCACUUCCUGUCGUCGGUGGAGUCCACCCUGCUCCUGGCGAUGGCGCUGGACCGCUACGCCGCCGUGUGCCACCCGCUGCGCUACGGGCAGCUGGUGGGGCGGCGAGCGCCGCUGGCGCUGACGCUGUUCACGCUGGCCCGUAGCGGCGCCGUCAUGGCCGCCCUGGUGGGCCUGGCGGGCUCGCUGCGCUUCUGCGCUUCCGACGUGAUCCGCCACUGCUACUGCGACCACAUGGCGCUGGUCAGCCUGGCGUGCGGCGACACCGGGCGCAGCGCCGCCGCCGGCGUGGCCGUCAUCGCCUGCUUUGUGGGCGUGGACAUCCCGCUCAUCCUCUUCUCCUACUUGAAGAUUCUGGGCGCGGCGAUGCGAACGGCGGCCCCCGGGGACGAGCGCCGCAAGGCCUUCCACACGUGCGGCACCCACCUGAUGGUGAUGAUGGUGUUCUACCUGGUCGGCAGCGUCACGUUCCUGUCGCACAACCUCGGUCUGGCCAUCCCCACCGACGCCAACAGCGCCAUGGGACUCCUGUACAUCCUGACCCCGGCCGCCGCCAACCCCGUCAUCUACGGGGUGCGCACCGCCGAGAUCAGGAACGGCUUCCGCGGGCUCCUUGGCCUCAGGGGCGCCGGCAAGGCCAAGGUCUCGCCCGCCGCCCGGACGUGAAGACGCCAACGGCCGUGGGGCGAAACGACCCCGCCG
Hippocampus comes (tiger tail seahorse) is the source of this 1947-nucleotide messenger RNA. RefSeq names its product putative olfactory receptor 52L2. Gene Ontology annotation, biological process: G protein-coupled receptor signaling pathway. The transcript is spliced from 3 exons. Gene Ontology annotation, cellular component: plasma membrane. The record is from RefSeq and is a predicted model, not a curated record. Gene Ontology annotation, molecular function: G protein-coupled receptor activity; olfactory receptor activity. The coding region runs from base 940 to 1911 and encodes 323 amino acids. Lineage: Eukaryota; Metazoa; Chordata; Actinopteri; Syngnathiformes; Syngnathidae.